This is a messenger RNA of Molossus molossus (Pallas's mastiff bat), 429 nucleotides long. It is a transcript of the gene ADM2, whose product is annotated as adrenomedullin 2. Gene Ontology annotation, biological process: regulation of systemic arterial blood pressure; adenylate cyclase-activating G protein-coupled receptor signaling pathway; positive regulation of heart rate. The transcript is spliced from 2 exons. The record is from RefSeq and is a predicted model, not a curated record. The coding region runs from base 1 to 429 and encodes 142 amino acids. NCBI's taxonomy places the organism in Eukaryota, Metazoa, Chordata, Mammalia, Chiroptera, Molossidae.
AUGGCCCGGCUCCUGCCGGUCACCCUCGGUUACAUCAGCCUCCUCUACCUGCAGCUCCCGGGCACGCUGACCCGCUGCCGGGGCGGGAGCCGGCGGCCCGCCCCGCCCAGGGAGCCUCCAGCCCGGACCCUUUCCAGUGGCCUGCAGCCCCAGGACCCUGCACCUGGGCCUGUGAUCUGCAAACCGCGCCAGGCCCUCCAGCCACAGAGGAGCACCAACCUGCCCCCUGCUAGGGGCCAGCCUCUCCGGAAUGGUCCCCGUCGACACUCGGGUCCCCCAAGGCGCAGAGCCCAGCUCUUUCGGGUGGGCUGUGUGCUGGGCACCUGUCAGGUGCAGAACCUCAGCCACCGCCUAUGGCAGCUCAUCGCAUCGGCUGGCCCGCGGGACUCAGCCCCCAUUGACCCCAGCAACCCCCACAGCUAUGGCUGA